Oncorhynchus masou masou (cherry salmon) is the source of this 6152-nucleotide messenger RNA. Its product is annotated as stAR-related lipid transfer protein 13-like. The transcript is spliced from 14 exons. Gene Ontology annotation, biological process: signal transduction; regulation of Rho protein signal transduction; actin cytoskeleton organization. Lineage: Eukaryota; Metazoa; Chordata; Actinopteri; Salmoniformes; Salmonidae. Bases 349 to 3720 code for a protein of 1123 amino acids. Gene Ontology annotation, molecular function: GTPase activator activity; lipid binding; protein binding. The record is from RefSeq and is a predicted model, not a curated record.
CGAGAGUAGUCUAUCUGUGAGUAUAGACUGACCGUCACCGUGGUGGAAACUUCAAACGCCACACAUCUGGUCCUAGCUUUGUCCAGCACCGGGGCUGCCGAAUCAAAUAUCGUUUAAUUGAAGGACUUGGCAAAGAUGGAUACUUUAUACAGAACAGGUAUCUGUUCUUCGGUCAAAUGUAUGGCUGGUUAAUUAAUGGUUACACUCUACUCUGCGACUGUAACUCAGUCCUAAUCAGAUGAAGACCCAUCGGCGCGAGCGCAGUGGUGGUGCAUUAAGAGGAAAGACGCAAUAACGGGUUCAUGAGGAUCGGGAUUUGUUUUAUUAUGACGGACACACGGAUUUACUAUGACAACUAAGCGCAAAUCGAUGAAACUGAAGCUGCGGCGGUGUUUCAGUGAGACGCUGCGCGAUUCCACGUCGAAAGCCUGGGAUCUACUAUGGAAAAAUGUCAGGGAGCGAAGACUCGCAGAACUCGAGGCGAAGGAGGCGUGUGAUUGGCUACGAGCGGCAGGAUUCCCCCAAUACGCUCAGCUCUUUGAAGACUCCCAGUUCCCCAUCGACAUCUCUCCUGUGAAGAAAGACCAUGACUUUCUGGACAACGACCUGGUGGAACCUCUCUACAGACGACUCAACACCUUGAACAAGUGUGCCUCUAUGAAACUAGAUGUCAACCUUCCUAAGAAAAAGAGUGAAGACUCUGAUGAGGAGGACCUGCUUGCCAUCAGUGACAGAUGGACGUUUGAGUGGACGAGCCGCCGCUGGUCCAGACUAAAGGGGGAGGGGCGGAGUCCCAGGGAGCGGGAGGGCCGGGGCCUGCGGAACACUACCAGUAGCGAGAGUGUUCUAACUGACCUCAGCGAACCAGAGGACUCAUCUCUCCACAGUGAGAGCAGCGGGGGGAGUGGCCACCAGGCUGUGAGCACAGAGGACUCAGACUGCUCUAACCGGAACUACUCUGACUCUGCAGCCAUGCCUGAACCUGACUCCAAAUCCCUUACCCUGCCACACCUCCGUAAGCACCUCCCCUAUUACGGCUCGUUGCCCACCAAAAACAACCGUGCCGGACGGACCCGAGCCAAGGACUUCCUGCGCCACAUGGAGACGCUACGUUCCCGGGGCACGUUGGAUAGGGGGAGGAGCAAGAUGCUGGUUAUCAGCGCUCCGGUACUGCAGAUGGAGCCGCAGGCCCUGAAGACGAUGCGCUGUGUGGAGAUCACCAAUGGGGACGGGUCAAGGGCGGAGGUACCCACUGGGGGACCAAUCCUAGGGCUAACCCCCCAGUGCCCCUCCAGCAGCGAGGGCAGCCACUCCAGCGGCAGCACCGUCUCCUCCCCCAGUCUAAAGGAGAGGAAGCCCCACUCCCAGCGGACGGACCGGUCUGACGCCAAGCGCAGUGGCAUGUAUCUGGAGGACUUGGCUGUGUUCUCCAGCCUGCAGGGGAACAGUGGCGUGGCCGAACACAACCGGCAUAACGAGUUCCGCUCCUACGAGGACCUGGUGGUCCACAUACCCAAAGACCACAAGCCUGGCACCUUUCCCAAGGCCCUGUCCAUAGAGAGCCUCUCCCCCACCUUGGGGGCCUCUGUCCCCUGGCACAGCUGCAGCCUCAAUCCCCUGGAGCCCCAGUCCGACCCCAACCCCCGACCUGACUCUAACCCCAGGGAGUUCCACCCCCGCCCCGCCACCCAGUUCUGCCCACGGGGCAGUAGGAUCAGUGUGUACGACAACGUCCCUGGGUCUCACCUCUAUGCCUCUACUGGAGAUCUGUUGGACAUGGAGAAGGAAGACCUGUUCCCCCACCUGGAUGACAUCUUGCAGCACGUCAACGGCCUGCAGCAGAUAGUGGACCGCUGGUCCAAGAACAUGCUGCCCUCUGCAGGCCUGGACAGACAGGGGAUCCAGUCUGCAGGUAUGGCGUCUUCCAGCCAGAUCACGCUGGACUUUGAGGGAACGUCUGUUCUGGAGGGACAGAGCACAGCCAGUGACAGGGACAGAGACCGUGUGUCACUCAUUGAGACUCACUGUACAGGACACAGAGAGAGGAGGGACUCAGGCGUGGGAGCAUCGCUAACCAGACCCAACCGUCUGCGAUGGCCCAGCUUCCAGAUGUCCAACCGGCUCAGCCACUCAGUGGCCUCGCUCCAGAUCACCAACCAAUCAGCAGGCCAGCUCAGCCUGCUGCAGAAGUUCUCUCUCCUCCGCCUCACUGCCAUCAUGGAGAAAUACUCCAUGUCCAACAAACACGGAUGGACCUGGUCAGUUCCAAAGUUCAUGAAGAGGAUGAAGGUUCCUGACUACAAGGACAAGAACGUCUUUGGUGUUCCUCUGAUUGUUCACGUCCAGCGCUCUGGUCAGCCCCUCCCCCUCAGCCUGCAGCAGGCCCUUCGAUAUCUCAGGAGCCAGUGUCUUGACCAGGUGGGUCUGUUCCGUAAGUCUGGUGUGAAGUCUCGUAUCCAGGCGCUGAGACAGAUGAAUGAGUCGUCUCCUGAUGAUGUCAGCUACGAGGACCAGUCAGCGUACGACGUAGCAGACAUGGUUAAACAGUUCUUCAGAGACCUGCCUGAACCUCUACUGACCAGCAAGCUGGGAGAGACCUUCCUACACAUCUACCAGUAUGUUCCUAAGGACCAGCGGUUGCAGGCUGUGCAGGCGGCCAUCAUGCUGAUGUCAGACGAGAACAGGGAGGUGCUCCAGAUGUUGCUCUGCUUCCUAGAUGUUAAGAACCAGAUGACUCCCAUGAACAUCGCUGUGUGUUUGGCCCCGUCCCUGUUCCACCUCAACAUCCUGAAGAAGGACAACCUCUCCCCCAGGGCCAUGCAGAGGAAGUACACGACAGGCCGGCCCGACCAGAAGGACCUGAAUGAGAACCUUUCCGCGACGCAGGGACUUGCCCACAUGAUCAUAGAGUGCAACCGACUGUUUGAGAUUCCUCACGAGAUGGUGACUCAGUCCAGGAACUCGUAUGCGGAGGCAGACCUUCACGCUCCCACCUUAGAGGAGCUCUGUAGACAGCAGGAGGAGGACGAUGCGUCCUACCAGGCAGAGGCCAGACCCUGCCAGACACACUCCGAGACCAGACCGCAGAACCUGUACCAGAGCUACGUAGAGAGCAGGCUGCAGGAGCUCCUGAAGGAGGCCAGAGAGAAGGCUAAGGGCUGGGUGUCCUGCACCAGCUCAGACAACACUGAGCUCUACUGUAAGAAGGUUGGUGAUGGGAACCCUUUGCGGCGGUGGCGUGUGGCGGUAGAGGUGGAGGCCCCUCCCUCGGUGGUGUUGAACCGCGUGCUGCGAGAGCGCCACCUGUGGGACGUGGACCUGCUGCAGUGGAAGGUAGCUGAGACUCUGGACAGACACACUGAGGUGUUCCACUAUGUCCUCAACCGCAUGCCACCACACCCCAGCAGAGACUUCCUGGUCCUACGGUCAUGGAGGACUGAACUUCCCAAGGGGACGUGUGCAUUGGUGUGUGUGUCUGUAGAACAUGAGGACUGUCCCCGGGUCGGUGGGGUAAGGGCUGUGGUUCUAGAGUCUAACUACCUUCUAGAACCCUGCGGCUCUGGGAAGUCCAGACUCACUCACAUCUGCAGGGUGGACUUCAAAGGGCGGAGUCCAGAGUGGUACAACAAGGCCUUUGGUCACCUCUGUGCUGCUGAAGCAGCUCGCAUUCGCAACUCCUUCCAACCAAUCAGCACAGAGGGGCCAGAGACCAAGAUCUGACACUAGAGUCUUCCAUCCAUAGAGCUAGACCGACACAUACCUGGAGGGAACUAGUCACAAACUGGCCUGGCCUAGAGCUAGUGUUACCGAGUUGGAUUUGUAACCUCACUCCCAAGCCUGAAAUAUCUCCACCUUCACUAUCGAACUGCUAACUUUUCGGUAGCAUAGUUGGCUAAGACGUUGUCAAGAUGCUAGUCACCUGUGUUUGCUAGACAGAGGAUGCAAGAUCAAGGACCAGUAAGGAUAUGUGAGUGAGGAAGCUAUACCGAGGAGGCACAGUGAUGUCUGUUACACUAGACCGAAUGAUGUCUGGAGCUCCAGUAGGUGCUAGAGGAGGACUGAGAGGAGGAGUAUAUAUUCAUACUGUCCUGAAGCCAAUAGGCAAAGCUGAAGCACUAAACCAGCGGAUGGCCCCGCCCUUUCGCCUCUGACCACCGAACAUCGAUCAUCAUUUUCUAUUUAUUUCCCGACGAUUCUACAUGUUGAAUCGCCGCCGUUUGUCGACCCCCGGCAGGUGUGUGCAGCCAACGUUCAUGUUGGUCUGUCUUGAAAUGUGAUGCCAGAACACAGGGACUAAAGAGAGUAUGGAGCUUUCUGGACUGUCUACACAAUGACACAACAUGAGCUCCUUAGGUGCUGGACGUUAUUUAGACGUAAUUAUGAUGUUAUUAUGACAUGUAUUAUUAUUAUUAUUAUUAUUAUUUGUAUUAUUAUGACCGAAAGGGGAACAGAACGAUCCAUUCAAUGUCCAUUAGUAUUCAGUAUUAGAGUUAUGUCUAGGACAUUUAAGCUCUUUAAAGCUUCUGGAAAGCUGUAUAUUAUUUUAUUCAUGUAAAAUGUCAUGCUUUAUGUUAGAUAUGCUGUAUGUGCACGCAUGUGUCUGUAUAUAUAUAUAUCUGUGUGUGAAAACAUACAAGUAUACUAGCUGUAUAUACUGUAUAAUUGAAAGGCUUAAUGCUACAGCCUGCAUUGUGUCAUAGUUAUUAUAAUUCAUUUGGUACUAAUCUGUAAACUGGUUUUACUGGGCUUCAACAGUGCUGUGUGUUUCUGAAUGGGUGUAAUGUUAUUCUAUAUGACCUUAUUGUUUAAGGUUGAAAACAUGUCUGCGUCCUAAAUGGCACUCUAUUUCCUAUAUAUUGCACCACUUUUAACCAGAACCUCCAUAGGGCUCUGGUCAAACAUAGUGCUCUAUAUAGGGAAUAGGGUGCCAUUUUGGAUGGAGCCCAUGUGACUCAGGUUUGAUCUCCAGACCUGCUGUUGAAAGCUGGCUGGACUGAGCUUCAGUUUAGUUCCAGAGACAAGAUUUUUUAAUUAAACAAUGUAAAAAAAAACAUUACAUGUUUAUAUUGCCUAUUUUUACACAGACAAAUGCAAUUAGAAUGGAUUAGAAUAGAAACUUAAUUGCUCUAAGGGAAUUUGCUUAAUUGAAAGUCGCUCUCUCUUCACUCCAUUUGCACGUGUUUAUUUGUAUGUUGUAUGUUCCGCUAGUCAACACCUCACCUCACGUGGUGUGUUCUCUACUUCACGUCCCAAAUGGCACCGUAUUCCCUACAUAGUGCACUACUUUUGACCAAAGCCCUGGUUUAAAGCUGUGUACUAUAUAGGGAAUAGGGUGCCAUUCAGGAUACAUUAUAUGCCUUUACUCUAUACCACCCUGCAUCCCAGUGCUGGCUUCACUCUGAAGCUAAGCAGGGUCAAUCCUGGUCAGUCCGUGGAUGGGAGACCAGAUGCUGCUGGAAGUUGUGUUGCGGAGCCAGGCAAUGUGAUUGGGAACAUUGCGCUGUGUAGGGUGCUGUCUUUUGGAUGGGACGUUAAACAGGUGCUCUGACUCUCUGUGGUCACUAAAGAUCCAUGGCACUUAUCGUAAGACUUAACCCUGGUGUCCUGACUGAAUUUCCCAUAAACUCUAUAUUAGCCAUAGAAUAGUUAUAACACUGGUCUCCUAAUAGCAGCAGGCUAGGCAGUGGGUUGGUGUCCAGAGUCACGUGCUACACAUACAGGACAGAAUUGGACUAGAGGCCUUAUUUCUGUCAAGAACACAAUGACCAGGGGAGGUGUGGGAACACAUAGCAGUGCCACGCCCUGAUCUGUUUCACCUGUCCCUGUGAUUGUCUCCACCCCCUCCAGGUGUCGCUUAUUUUCCCCUGUGUUCCUGUCUCUCAGUGCCAGUUUGUCUUGUAUGUUUUCCAAGUCAACCAGCGUUUUUCCCGUUCUCCUGCUUUUUGCUAUUCUCCUUUUUCUAGUCCUCCCGGUUUUGACCCUUGCCUGAUUUUGGACUCUGUACCCGCCUGCCUGACCAUUCUGCCUGCCUUGACCACCAGCCUGUCUGCCACUCUGUACCUCCUGGACUCUGAUCUGGUUUUGACCUUUUGCCUGUCCACAACCAUUCUCUUGCCUACUCCUUUGGAUGAAUAAACAUUGUAAGACUUCAA